Messenger RNA from Notothenia coriiceps (black rockcod), 1653 nucleotides. RefSeq lists its product as uncharacterized. Bases 1 to 1653 code for a protein of 550 amino acids. The record is from RefSeq and is a predicted model, not a curated record. The transcript is spliced from 11 exons. NCBI's taxonomy places the organism in Eukaryota, Metazoa, Chordata, Actinopteri, Perciformes, Nototheniidae.
AUGGUGAGGAGAUGCGACAAGAGCUUCAGGUGUGUGUGGUGGCUGAGUGCUUUGGUUCUUACUCUGGUUCAUGGAAACAACUUGAGCCAACAGGUCCAGGAGAGGCCACCCUGCCAGCAAGGUUUUUACUGCCCCUUGGGGAGCUUCACUCCACUCCCCUGUCCCAAGGGAACCUAUGGACCAGCAGCUGAUGCUGUGUCCAUAGAAAGCUGUCUUAAGUGUCCUCCUCAACACUACUCUCCCAGACCAGGCAUGUCUGCCUCCCUGCCCUGUGGCCCUGUGGCUCAGCAGUCUCUGUCUGGUCAGGACACUUGCAUCUGCUUGGGAGAAGGACAGACUUUCCAGACCAGUGACGGGCUUUGCCACUGCACCAUCGGCUACCAACCUGCUAACAACGGAGAUGUGUGUGCACAGAAACAGUACGACGUCUGCAGCGAUGGAAAAACUCGUUCACAGUAUGGAAACUGUAUGGACAGAUAUCAGUGGUCUCUUCACUGCAUGCAGCAGGUGUGUCAAUCUGCAGAAGACUACAGGGGUUAUGAUGGAGAGCUGGGUCUGUGUGUUUGCAAAGAGCCUCCUGGAAGAGCUCCGUGUGGAGGCCUUUGUAGGAGAAGGCCAGCUACUGAACUGGAGUUACUAUGCCGGACAAAUGGAGAAAUGGAGCUGGUGUGGAGUUAUGGCCACCAGGUGAUGGGUGUUUCAGGCAAGCUGCAGGAGACGUUUCUUAAACACUCAGACUCUGAUGGAACUCUGUGCAACAGCCAUAUCAGCUCCUCACAUGCUGUCUACAUUGUUCAGACAACAGAGGCGGGUUUUCUCGGCCUCCUCAGCGGCCUCCCAAAGGAACUUCAGCGACUGUUUACUGUUACCACAGAGAGGAAUGCGGAGCUGAACACUCAGAGCUCAGCUGAAAGAGAUGUUGAUAUCCUCUGGGAAGUCACUAAAGUUGAAAAUAUCAGUCAUGAAGGAAGAGAAAACAAUGGAAACAAGAGUGAUGUCAAAGAAGAAAUAAGAGAACUGAGUGUAACCGGAGUUUUGAACCCCACAACGUGUCUCAAGUUGGGCGAUGUUAUCCUGUUUACUGUUGACACACAUCACUAUCCUCAGUAUGAUCUUGACAAUUUAUACAACACAAACAGAGAUUUUGACUGGGGGGCAGUUAGACGGCUGAAAGAAGAGCUGACUCUGUCCUGGACUCCUCCAAACUUCUUUGCGUUGGUCUUCAGCCAGGCCGGAGUAUACGUUUUUACACUGAGCAGCCAACACCACAAACACAUGUAUGUGCGGGUGAUGCCAGCAGGUGGUCAGUGUUAUGAGACCGGCCCCUUUUUCCCCACCAUCCCUCGUCAUGUGACCAGGCUGGGAAUCAGUAAGAGACGCAACCUGUUACUAAGGCCUGAUUGGCUGGUGACCGGAGGACUGCUAUUUGGAGCUGUUGUCAUCCUCUGUUUAUGUGUGACACUGCUGAUCCUGUUUCGUGAAUAUGGAUGGCCUGAGAAGAAGCCAAUCAAAGCGCGGUACCGCUUGUUGCAGCUGUCCUACAACAUGGACGACUACUCAUCAAAAGGCUCAAGGGUGAUCUCACUUAGGAAGAUUCACAGAAAUCAUCAAGCCAGAAUGACACAGGACUCCAUUCAACCAGAUCUCGAAUAA